AUGAAAAAUACACCAGUCAAAGUUUACAUCCUCAAGGCUUGUUCUAGAAGAAAAGUGUUUGCUCUGGGAGACUGUAGCCCCGGCUCCUUCGUUAUGUCUUUACUCAGAGGAGGUGAAAGAAGAUAUUUCACCAACAUCUCCAUCGGGGGGCGGGACUACUCCUUCAGUAACGACGGAUACCUGUCCAACCCUCUGCUGGACGUCAUCUCCUACACCAACGGGCGCGGCUGGGAGGAGUCAACCCGAGUCUCCAAAGUCUGGAGCAGGUCCAAAGUUUGCUCGAGUCUGCCCAGGUCUAACCGAGUCAGCCCGAGUCCCCCAAGUCUGCCCGAGUCUGCCCGAGUCCCCCAAGUCUGCCCGAGUCUGCCCGAGUCCCCCAAGUCUGCCCGAGUCUGCCCAAGUCCCCCAAGUCUACCCCAGUCUAGCCGAGUCUCCAAAGUCUGCAUGAGUCUGCCAGGCCCCUCUGCUGAAGACCGGAUCCACUAG
Knipowitschia caucasica is the source of this 486-nucleotide messenger RNA. The record is from the annotation of a GenBank genome assembly. NCBI's taxonomy places the organism in Eukaryota, Metazoa, Chordata, Actinopteri, Gobiiformes, Gobiidae.